Molecule: messenger RNA, 711 nt
Organism: Zootermopsis nevadensis
Lineage: Eukaryota; Metazoa; Arthropoda; Insecta; Blattodea; Termopsidae
Source: RefSeq, a predicted model, not a curated record
GGAGGAGGAGUGGUGCUUUGUGAGGACAACGUGCCCAAAAAUUCCUGGUGGGAAGGGAAUGGCAAGCAGUACUUUUUGUCAUAUAGCCAGCAGUAUGCUCGGAGCCAUUACAACUCAACUUGUAUCAAAAUGUGAGCAACUCAAACAGAAUAUGUGCAGUUGUGAUGCAUCAGAUGACGAAUCUUCACCCAAGCAAACAAUGUUAACAGUAUGUAGAGAAUUUCAAAUUCUGUUCAAUGAGACCCGCGAGAAAGCUUUAAAAGCUGUUGCUUUCUCUAAAACUCUCAGAAAAGAUCUAGAGAAUGGAGCUUUUAAAGAAGGAAUUAGUCCAAAAUGCAAUGCCAUAAUUGCUGAAGCUUUAGAAGAACUGAAGGUAAGAGGAAUGCCUUUGCUAACUUACAAAACUCAUUUGAUUUCCCAGUAGUCAUUAAAUUUUGUCCAAUUGAUAAUGGUUUAUUAAGUGUUCUUCAUGCUCUAGUGUGACUAAACAACACCUUUAGGGCCCAUCUGUCAGUCAGUCAGUGGAAACUGAUGCCAUUCAAUUCUGAAAGUUUGUGACGAUGGUGUAUUGUUGAAGUAAACAGUUUUCUGGAUAUUAUCCAUCGUCCAGUACUAAAUAAAGUCAAUAAAAUCCACGGAAUUUCGGAGACAGGGAUUAGCUCUAUCGAUUUGGCCCAACAGAGUAGGUCUACCUGAAGACGUAAAUAAGAG